CAGCGCGUCUCGUUCCUGUCUUCGUCAUUUAUCGGGGAUCCCUAGCUGCUUAGCAAAACAACCCUGAAACAAAGUUACUGUAGAUAGUUAGGCUACUUUAAAAAACAGAGGAACUUUAACAGGGAGUGAACAAAAUGCCUGCAGUCUCUAAAGGGGAUGGGAUGCGUGGCCUGGCCGUGUUCAUCUCUGACAUCAGGAACUGUCGGAACCUCCAUUCUCCCCUUUGCUUUUCCCUCUGCCUCACUUUGGUAAAAGUAAAGAGGCAGAGAUUAAGAGGAUAAACAAAGAACUGGCCAACAUCCGAUCCAAAUUUAAAGGAGACAAGGCUCUAGAUGGCUACAGUAAAAAAAAGUAUGUCUGCAAGCUGCUCUUCAUCUUUCUUCUGGGCCAUGACAUCGACUUCGGACACAUGGAGGCUGUCAACCUCCUCAGCUCCAAUAAGUACACGGAGAAGCAGAUUGGCUACCUGUUCAUCUCAGUGCUGGUGAACUCUAACAGUGACCUGAUCCGUCUAAUCAACAAUGCCAUUAAGAACGACCUGGCCAGCCGCAAUCCGACCUUCAUGAACCUGGCUCUGCACUGCAUUGCUAACGUGGGCAGCAGAGAGAUGGCUGAGGCUUUUGCUUCUGAAAUUCCCAACAUCUUGGUGGCAGGGGACACCAUGGACAGUGUGAAGCAGAGUGCAGCACUAUGUCUGCUACGACUCAACAGGAUGUCUCCUGACCUGGUGCCUAUGGGUGAAUGGACAGCUCGAGUGGUCCAUCUGCUUAAUGAUCAGCACCUGGGAGUGGUAACAGCAGCCACCAGCCUUAUUACCACUCUGGCCCAGAAGAGUCCUGACGACUUCAAAACAUCCAUCUCACUGGCUGUGGCCAGGCUCAGCAGGAUCGUGACGUCUGCAUCCAUCGACCUACAGGACUACACAUACUACUUUGUAGCUGCACCAUGGCUGUCUGUCAAAUUGCUGCGCCUUCUGCAGUGCUACCCUCCACCUGAGGACGCAGCUUUGCGAAGCCGACUCACCGAGUGUCUGGAGACCAUCCUCAAUAAAGCCCAGGAGCCGCCCAAGUCCAAGAAGGUCCAGCACUCCAACGCGAAGAAUGCUGUUCUGUUUGAAGCCAUCUCCCUCAUCAUCCACCAUGACAGUGAGCCCACCCUGUUGGUACGAGCCUGCAACCAGUUAGGCCAGUUUCUGCAGCACAGGGAAACCAACCUUCGUUAUUUGGCUUUGGAGAGUAUGUGCACACUGGCCAGCUCGGAGUUUUCUCACGAGGCGGUAAAGACGCAUAUAGAAACUGUGAUCAAUGCUCUAAAGACAGAGCGAGAUGUGAGUGUUCGUCAGCGGGCUGUGGAUCUGCUCUACGCCAUGUGUGACCGCAGCAAUGCCAAGCAGAUUGUGGCCGAGAUGCUGAGCUACCUGGAGACCGCCGACUACUCGAUCAGAGAGGAGAUAGUGCUCAAGGUGGCUAUCCUGGCAGAAAAAUAUGCUGUGGACUACACCUGGUACGUGGAUACCAUCCUCAACCUCAUCCGCAUCGCCGGUGACUAUGUCAGCGAGGAGGUGUGGUAUCGUGUCAUCCAGAUUGUCAUAAACCGAGAUGAUGUCCAAGGCUAUGCCGCCAAGACUGUCUUUGAGGCCCUACAGGCUCCUGCCUGCCAUGAGAACCUGGUUAAGGUGGGGGGUUACAUCCUGGGAGAGUUUGGUAACCUGAUUGCUGGCGACUCACGCUCCAGCCCACUGGUCCAGUUCAACCUCCUUCACUCCAAGUUCCAUCUCUGCUCUGUUCCAACGCGGGCACUGUUACUGUCUGCCUACAUCAAGUUCAUCAACUUGUUUCCAGAGGUGAAGGCCACAAUCCAAGAUGUCCUGCGGUCAGACAGCCAGCUCCGCAACGCCGACGUAGAGCUUCAGCAGAGAGCUGUCGAGUACUUGAGGCUCAGCUGCAUCGCCAGCACUGACAUUCUGGCUACAGUAUUAGAAGAAAUGCCUCCAUUCCCAGAGAGAGAGUCUUCAAUCCUGGCCAAGCUGAAGAGGAAGAAGGGCCCAGGCAAUCUGCCCGACAUCAACGAUGCACGGCGAAACGUCAAUGGCAACACUGAGCACCACGAGAAGACUGAAGCCACAAAUAAGUCUUCUCUUCCACUGUUGGCAGACCUUCUCCCUACCAACAGACCUCGCCCUGCCUCCUCUAGCCCCAUCAUGCUCUCUGCUGGAACCAUGGGUUCCACUCACUCCUUCACAGACCUGCUCAAUCUAAACUCAACCCCUCCAUCAGGAGCCAGUCUGCUGGUUGAUGUCUUUUCAGAGAGCUCUACCGUUGCGUCCACAGAUGUGUCCGAGGAAAAUUUCCCCAGGUUUGUUUGUAAGAACAACGGUGUUAUCUUUGAGAACCAGCUUUUACAGAUUGGACUGAAGUCUGAGUACAGGCAGAACCUGGGUCGCAUAUAUGUGUUCUACGGCAACAAGACCUCUACCCAGUUCCUCAGCUUCAGCACAUCAGUGACCAGUCAGGACACACUCAAGACUCAGCUGAAUGUCCACGCUAAGUCAGUGGACCCCAUAAUUGAAGGUGGGGCUCAGGUCCAACAGAUCCUCAACAUUGAGUGUGUGUCCGAUUUCACAGAUGCACCAGUUCUCAACGUCCAGUUCAGGUACGGUGGAACUCUUCAGAACAUUGCAGUGAAACUCCCUGUGAUGCUGAACAAGUUUUUUCAGCCCACAGAGAUGACGUCCCAAGACUUCUUCCAACGCUGGAAACAGCUCGGAGCUCCUCAGCAAGAGGUUCAGAAAAUCUUCAAAGCCAAACACCCAAUGGACACAGAUGUUACCAAGGCCAAGAUCUUAGGUUUUGGUGUAGCUCUGCUGGACAGUGUGGAUCCCAAUCCAGAAAAUUUUGUUGGAGCUGGAGUCAUUCAUAGUAAGAACAGUCAGGUGGGCUGCCUCCUCAGACUGGAGCCCAACACACAAGCACAGAUGUACCGUCUCACCCUCCGGACCAGCAAGGACUCAGUGUCUCAGAGACUGUGUGAUCUCCUCUCUGAGCAGUUUUAGACUCGGCUCAGCACCAGCAUUUUUACACCUUUACUCUCCUUAGAUUGGAAUCUAUGUAUUGUACUGUGUACAUUUUUUUUUUUUUACUUACUCUACAUGUAAAUGAAGUGAAAUAUAUUUUUCACAUAUGGCUUUACUAAUAUGUCACUGGUUUAAACCUAGAUUGUACUCGAUGUGUGUUUCCUCACACUGUGAGCACCUUAGCCGACGUGCUGUGAGCGGUACUGGAGGCUCUGCAGCACCAAAGUUUUUGAACAGAUUAGAGGUUGCGUGUGUUCGUUGCGUAGGUACUGCCUUUCUUAUUCAGACGUUUUGAAGAGGUGGCGAAGAGGCGUGAGUGAGACUGAGUUACCCGAGAAGGAUUGGGAGUUUAGCAGUUGAUUCCGUUGUUCUGAUGGCGUUUCUAUGAGACAUUUAUUCUUGUAGUGUUUCAGACAGAUGUUGCACAGGACUGGAAAGCUUUCUUCAACUUCUCGCCCACUUGCACUUUUGUUUAAAAAAACAAAACAAAAAAAAAAUUAGACGUAGACCAGAUUUAGACAAGAGAAUGUUGACUUAAGCGUCAGUUCUUACUCAUUUCACCACUUUUACACAUCUUUCAUCUCAAGAAGAAAAACCAACCUUUGCAUUGUGGUAUUUUUAGCUGAUAAGAGAUGCUUUGGAUGCUAUCAUUUUGGUUCCCUUUUGUGGGAACUUUUUGAGCUACACUGUGCAUUAAUUUUACACGUAGACACUCAAAUAAAUGGCAGAGAGUCGGUAUAGAACACUAGGUAGCAAAUGGAAAUCAGUUUCUGACAGUGAUGGAGUCCAUUGUCUGAUUUUGUUUCCAGAGUAUCUGCUUCACAUUUGUGCCUUUGAACUUUAGUUAGGAGCCUGUCAGUGAUAUUGUUCAAGUGUAAAGCACUGCCAGACACACUAUUUUUGCCUAAAUACAUGUAUUCACAGAGCACUGCCAAGCUGCUGAUAUUUCUGUAUUUCAGUAACAUAUGGUCUAUUUUCUGUUUUAUAAAUGUACUUUUAUCAUAAUACGUGAUGUCAUAUUUGAUGCUUAGUAUAAAACACUGGCUCUGUCCAAAGGUGAAAAAAAAGCUUCCUACCAAUAGAAAUCAGAAAUGACAACUUCUUCUUUUUCCACUGCUGUUUUUGUACGUGCUGAACAAACCUGAUGUUAAGAACGUGUUAUGUAAUGAGCUUUAGAGGUUCAGUUAGGUGGAUGUUUUUACCUUUGGACUGAGUUGGACCAGCUGCUCACCCUGUUUCCAGUCUUUAAUGCUAAUCUAACCAUUUUCUGCUUGUAGCUUCAUGUUUAACGGACAGAGAGUGAUGAUGAUCCUCUUGUCUAUCUCUCAGCAGGACAGUGAGUAAGGUUAUGUACCAAAAUGUCAAACUAUACUUUAACAAUCUUUAGUUUUAAAGGCUUUGAUCAGGACAUGCACAGGGUGCCCCAAUCUGGACCUGAACAGCUUUACUGUCAUGUGCAAUUUUACCAAAUUAUUGCCGCGUUUUAACGAUGGCUAUGGGCCCAUAAUAUUUAUUCACUUGUGUCUUGUAGGAUUUAAGGUUUCACAUCAGUUUAAGACAGGUGGACCUGGUUUUUUUUUGCGUUUACCUGUGUCAGGAAAUCCCAGCUGUGUUCCCGGUGAGACCAACCAGCCCAGCGACACUGUGUGUUCUCUGCUGUUCAGCACAAAUGGGGUGAAUGUGGAGGCAAGAUUUGAAACACUGUGUAUUUAUGUGUUUUAAGGGGCAAUAUUUCAUAUUUGCUACAGCUGCAAAUGAUCACUUGACAAAAGCACUGAUGUUGUUUCGAGUCUGUUUUGGAUACAGUACCAUUGAAAAGUCAAGUGCUUGUGUAACGUGGAAGGUGUAGCUCAGAGGGUCGAAGCCACAGAGAAUUAGAACCCAACCCUACAGUUCCUCUUAAUUUGUGUUUUGAAAAGCAUCUUUCAAUUUAUUUUGGUGUUACACCUGUGUCUGCCCUCAGUAGUUAUUUUGAGAUGCCACUGACAGCUGUAGGUAGCAAAAACAGCUCUGAUAAACCCACUGCACUCGACCUGCCUACCACCAAAUGAAAGACAAUGUGGUGGUGGUGGUCACAUGAUGCAGCCUUGUAGCCACAUAUUUCCCCUUCCCUUGGUGAAGGCCUGAACAGAGCAAAGAGGAGAGUGAAUGUUUGACUUUGAUUAGCUUGGUUUCCAGAAACACUCCAAAUAAAUGCUAAUGUUGCUCAGGACGUGCUGGACCUGUGAUUAAGCUUCUGUUUUGCUUAGAAACUUGCUCUUUUUCAGCAGGUGUGUGCAUUUUGUUCUUACAUCUUAUUUCUGCUGCAGAAAAACGAGUUCAUGCAUGUUUGAAGUUAUAUUUUCAGUCUCACGUCGUCUGUGCUGACCUCUUUGUCACAGAGAACUCAGACGUGGGCUCAGCUGGACCACAGCUUUACACCAGGGUCCAAAUCCAGUCCAUUCAUAACCAUGGACCUGAGUGAGGUAGUAAUAACUUUUCUCACUCACCUUCACUUAAGGUGUCACAUAGCUGAUUUUGAUGGUUCAGACUAAAGGCUUGACCCCACAGAGUCAUAUUACUGUGGGCUCAGUGGACUCUAAUGUAAAGCAGUGUUCAUGCUAAACUCUACUGUAGGUAUCUGGGUUUGUGACCUUGGUACUGUAUCCAUUGCACCCAGUGCUUACUAUCAGUUUCCAUUUUAACCUCAGAGCUGUUCAUUUAUGUGCCUUCUAACUUGUGUUAGGUCGUCUGUGCCAGACACAGGAUUAUGCUGCAUUUGAAAAGGCUGGAUAUGUUGUUGCUAUUUAAAUGUAAUGUUCUACCAAUAUCCACAUCCAAAAAGUUGUUUUUACAAAUAAAAACAAACAGCUUGUAUACAGUUGACUGCAGGGCUCUCUAAAAUAGACCUCACUGCUUGCUGGCUCGCUUUGAGUCGUGUGGUGGGCGAAGCCUUAAGACGGGCGUGUGUGUUUUGAUUCUGUGUCAGGUGGCUGCACCGGCCUGUUUCUAUUUCUGCUAUUUAUCACCUGUGUUUCAGAAAAGCUACCACAGCACAGAGAGGGACAGCGGACAUUUAAAUGUUUAAACCACAGCAACGCAAAGAGAUAAGUGUUUAUUUUUAUGUUUUAUUUAUUUUAAUGAUCAAUGUUUAGCACCAAUAUUCAAUUCCCAUCAGGGUCACUUUAACUCCUCCCUCACCCAACAAAUUGAGAAGCGGAGACACCCCGCUCCCCCCACCCCCACCACCACAGUAGUUGCCAUCAAACAUAGUCACAUGACUUCUUUCCUCUGUCUGGCUGCAAAUCUAAAACAAGAUGUUGUGAAAAUCCACUGCUGAACAUACUAAUAAAGUUUAAGCGCUGCAUUAUUUUACACUUCA
Molecule: messenger RNA, 6434 nt
Organism: Toxotes jaculatrix (banded archerfish)
Lineage: Eukaryota; Metazoa; Chordata; Actinopteri; Toxotidae
Product: AP-2 complex subunit alpha-2
Exons: 24
Coding region: 410-3052 (880 amino acids)
Biological process (GO): intracellular protein transport; clathrin-dependent endocytosis
Cellular component (GO): AP-2 adaptor complex; membrane coat
Molecular function (GO): clathrin-cargo adaptor activity
Source: RefSeq, a predicted model, not a curated record